AAACUAAAGCGGUUUAUCCGCAGCACAACCCACAAAAUGUGAUUCGGAAACAUAGGAAAAUCCUCUGACCACGUUAAAAAAAGGGAAAGCCAAAGCCAUAGCCAGGCCAGCCAUUGGUGUCGUCACAGGCUCUUCAUCUUUCGCGAGCAAAACUGUUGCUUACACUCUAAAAUCAGUCGAUAUCACCUUGCUUAUAGGAAUCUCUGUUCCACGAUGAUGUUCCAGUUCAAUUACUUCCUACUCAGAAAGGAAACCUCUUGUUCAACAAAGAAAGAUGAAGUGUCGACAUGAGAGACCCAAAGUACAGAACACAACAAUUCCCAGUUUCCCCAUCUGUCUUUUCACUCUUUUGGGUCUUUCUGCUAUAGCGUGAAAGGGUCGUGCAGCAUUGAUAAUCUCCCAUUUGCAUCUUCUUUUCUUUUGGGUCGCGUCACUCUCAAAACUAACAGCCGAAGAUAGAUUAAACUGGAUAAAGUCCUUGUUCCUCGUCUUGUCCGUGUUCUUAACUUUUGACACUCCAUUUAUAAGUGAAGAAGGAAGAAAGCAGAGAGAGCAGCAGCAGCUGCGAUAGAACAGAUUCAAUGAAGACUUCCCUCUUCUUCUUCUUCUGCUGCUCACUGUCUCUCCUCUUCUGUUUCCAUCUUCCCAGGGUUUCAUCGUCUGCUGGUGUUGACCGACUUAAGUUGCCACCAAGAGGUUGGAACUCGUACGAUUCCUUCUGUUGGACGAUUUCUGAGGAUGACUUCUUGACGAGUGCUAAAGUUGUUGCAAAGUAUCUAAAAUCUCAUGGAUAUGAGUAUGUGGUGGUGGAUUACCUUUGGUACAGAAGACUAGUUCCAGGCGCCUACGUUGAGUCUCUUGGGUUCGAUGUGAUCGACCAAUGGGGGAGAAUGGUUCCUGCUCCGGAUCGAUGGCCUUCUGCCAAGUCAGGGAAAGGGUUCACUGAAGUUGCCAAGGAAGUCCAUAGUUUGGGUCUCAAGUUUGGAAUCCAUGUCAUGAGAGGAUUGAGCCGACAAGCAUUUGAUGCUAACACCCCUAUAUUGGACAUUACCACGGGGCGUGCUUACAAAGAAUCCGGUCGAGAAUGGAGGGCUCAAGACAUAGGGAUCAAGGAGAGGAGUUGUGCAUGGAUGCCACAUGGUUUCAUGAGUGUUAACACUUCAUUGCCUGCUGGAAGAGCCUUCUUGAGCUCACUCUAUCACCAGUAUGCCGAGUGGGGUGUUGAUUUCAUUAAGCAUGAUUGCGUAUUUGGUGCUGACUUCAACUUAGAAGAGAUAACAUAUGUCUCGAGGGUGCUGAAGAAGCUCAAUCGACCAAUCUUAUACUCACUCUCCCCUGGAACUUCUGUCACGCCAGCAAUGGCUAAAGAGCUCAAGGGAUUGGCAAAUAUGUACAGAGUAACCGCAGAUGAUUGGGAUUCGUGGGGAGAUGUGGCUUCACAUUUUGAUGUUGCAAGGGACUUUGCUAAGGCAGAAAUGGUCCCAGGUGAGGGCUUGCUUGGAAAUUCAUGGCCCGAUUUGGAUAUGCUGCCCUUAGGGUGGCUUACUGAUCAAGGAGUCAAUAGAGGACCUCAUAGGCAAUGCAACCUUACCCUUGAUGAGCAAAGAACUCAGAUGACUUUGUGGUCGAUGGCAAGGUCUCCGCUCAUGUUUGGAGGAGACGUUAGAAAGAUUGAUAUGACAACUUACAAAUUGAUCACUAAUCCUACUUUGCUGGAGAUAAAUGAUUAUAGCUCCAACAAUAUGGAGUUCCCUUAUGUUACUGGGAAGAUACUGGGUCCAACAAUGAGCCAUCUCACAAGGCAAUCAAGGAUAUCUAUGUUGAAUCGAGGCAGUGAUCAUCAUCAUGCCCGGGGUGUAGGUCUAACGAGUUGCAAGGAUCCCAAUGCAAAUGGUUGGUCGGUUGAAUCUCUUGACCAGUACCAUGAACAGAUCUGCUGGAGGGAGGAGGGAGAGAAGCUAAACCAGGAACCGUUAUGCCUAUACAAGAGGAAACCUCUCUUGGCUUCAACCAAUGAUCAUGUGCUUUAUGGCCUAGAUAGCCGCCAAUUGUUCACGAGUGAUGACAGAGUGAAGUCUUGCUUGGAUGCUUCUCCAAGGCACAAAAUUACUUCUAGAGAGUGGAAGAAAAAGCAGCCCUCAUUCUCAACCUGCAAAGGGGAUGCCAAUCAGAUGUGGAAGUUGAGCAGCAAUGCUACUCUCAGGAGCAGUUACUCUGGCCUAUGCGUCAGGGUAAAACAAGUUAAAGGUAAUGGUCAAUUGCAUUAUCAACGACUCAGCCCUGGAUGCUAACAGAUCGGUCACCACAAACUUGUCACUAAACCUUUAAGAAAAUAAGAUAAUACUCAUUUCAUCAAGUUUUUCAUCUAAAUUGUCGAGAUCAGCAUGUCGAAUAUCCGUAUAAUAGAAGAACGAAGGGACGAGAGUGGUUAAGAUAAUGUUGGUUGAAAUUAGGCAAAGUCUGAUCAGUACAAGUUAUAGUCCAUAUAUGCAAAUUAGCAUUUAUUCAUACAAACAUAUCGUUAAUUUGGUUGAGUUUGCAUAAAAUAGUCAAUUUUGAGGGAAAAUGUGAUGUUAGGAUUUUCAGUGACAGGUCUGAAAUUGCAAACUUGUUACUUUUACUGAUGUUCUGUUCAUAUAGCUAAUGAUAUCAGGAUCAGUGGGGUACGAUCCUGGAUUGCGACGGGAAGACGAGGAGAAAUCUAUGUUGCUUUCUUCAACCUCAAUGUUGAGAAGACAUUGAUCUCGGCCAAGUUAUCAGACAUGGCCAAGGUGCUUCCAGGGAGAAACCUGGAACAUAAAGCUGCUUGUAAAGGCCGAGAAGUUUGGAGCGGGCAGCGUUAUGGAGCUGUGGGGGAUCCAUUGGAGAUGGUAGUGGAGAAGCACGGAUGUGCACUCUUUGUCCUGACCUGCAGCUAGUUUAGGUUAGUAGAAAACUAUGUUGUUGCAGUAGGAAAUCUGUGUUAUUUCUUUUUCUUUUCUAACUACUAGCAUAAGUUAGAGGGGAGAAAGAGCAAAAGGUUGAAGCUUUAUUUCAGUAUGGUGCUUAAGAAACCAGAGGAUUGGGAGGUUAACAAGUGAGAAGUCAGAAAAGCAGGGGAGUUUUAUGCGUGCUCUGUUUCCUCUGUUUUCUGGAUAAUUAUCACAAAUGGUCACACAACCCAUCAAUUAGUAUAACACGAUCACUAAAGUUUAAUUUUACUGGUUUAAAUAAAACAUGUUCUCCAUAAAAAAAAUCCGUUAACUCAGUACAAUCAAGAAAGAAAGGUGUCUACAAGCUUGGGCUCUC
Molecule: messenger RNA, 3288 nt
Organism: Linum tenue
Lineage: Eukaryota; Viridiplantae; Streptophyta; Magnoliopsida; Malpighiales; Linaceae
Source: the annotation of a GenBank genome assembly